AUGAGCUUGACGAGGGUAGACUUUGCUUGUACUGCAACAAAUGGUAUCAUUGUGGUGAAGGCACAUUCCGUAGCAAUCCCCAAAAAUUCACCAUUUCGCGUAAAGAAAACGCCAUUAAAUGGACUCAUGACACCGCAACCAAUCACAUCUCCAUUAGACCAGACGUCGCUAAAGCGAACAACUGGGCGACCAUACCUUACUGUUCCAUCUGAGGAGAACACCACUGAAUUAUCCUUUCCUGCCGACAUAGCCGACGAUAGUGGAGAACCCGCUAAUCCAAUAGAAACCAAGGCUUGUUCGUUGAGCAUAAUUUCUAUCGUCACCUCAAAGUAUAGAGCCUCUGGCAUGUCCACUACGACACAACCGCUAAUAUGA
Molecule: messenger RNA, 375 nt
Organism: Trypanosoma grayi
Lineage: Eukaryota; Euglenozoa; Kinetoplastea; Trypanosomatida; Trypanosomatidae
Exons: 1
Coding region: 1-375 (124 amino acids)
Source: RefSeq, a predicted model, not a curated record